UAAACAUUUGGACUGGAGUCUAUCGGUUAGACAAGUAAGGAGCAUUCGUAGACGGUAGACCUAUCGGCAGCAUCAUGGCUAAAGUUGUCCUGCGUUCGGUUCUUGCCGCGUGUUUGCUUGUCUCAGCAUUGUGUGCACCUGACAAUGCUGGUAGCGAGUUUAUCAUAGGCUAUAUGGAAAACAUCGCAGCUAAUUUUGACGUCGAACUCUUCGUGACGACCAUGAAAACAACAACCGUCAACGUUCAAAUCUCAGCACCACGUUAUUCUACAGCAGGAAUCAGCGAGAGUUUCACCGUCACUUCGGGGUAUGUAAAAGAGUUGGCAUUCUCGCCCCUAAUUCGUAUGUCGGGAACGAACUUGGAUUCCAAGGGAAUAUGGAUAACCGCGGACGACGAAGUCGUGAUCUACGGUAUCAACAAGGAAACAUAUUCAUGUGAUGCAUUUCUAGGUCUUCCCACCGAUGUUAUUGGUAAGGAGUAUUUUGCCGUUACAUACUAUCCUCCAUCACAACAAUGCGAGAUAUUGGUUGCUGCCGUGAAUGAUUCUACAACGGUUACAGUAACACUGGGAACAGCUCUAUCUACAGAUUAUGUGUACUAUGACAGUACAUAUUACUACUCCGGAGACUCAUUUUCGCUAUCAAUGGACAGAUUCGAUACAUUUCAAUUUAAAAGCUCUGGGGAUCUUACCGGCACCAAAGUCGAGGCUGACAAAAACAUUGCCGUUUUCAGCGGAAACAAGAAAACAAAGAUUGGAACUGGCGGAAGUUCGGAUCAUUUAGUUGAACAACUGACACGUGUGGAUUCCUGGGGUAAGAAUUUCAUCACAGUUCCUAUUCCCUUGCGAACGGUUGGAGACUACUUCCGUUUCAUAGCCAGUGAGGACUCCACGGUAGUUACGAUCACGGGUGGGUUCAGUGAUACUUUUACUCUUGCUACCGCUGGUGACAUGAUCCAAAAGGAGAUUCCGUCUGCAGCUUACUGUAAAGUUACAACCGACAAACCAAUUUUGUUGGUACAGUUUUGCUUGAGCCAGCAGUCAAGUAGCGAAAAGUCUGACCCUAUGAUGAUGAUCAUUCCGCCUAUCGAGCAGUUUGCAGCAGACUACACCUUUGCGACGCCUAGAUACUCCCAAGGAUCGUAUAAUAACUACUUCAUGUUUGUGGUAAAAGACUCGGAAAAGGAUGGACUCCGACUGGAUGGUGCUGCGUUUCCUUCCACCACCUAUAACAGCAUUAGCGGUACCGACUAUGUCGCCGGAUAUGUUUCUCUUAGCCACGGCUCCCAUACAGUUCGGCACACCUCGACAAUCUCCAUCUUCGGAGGUUACUUAUACGGCCAAGCCAAUUACGAAACAUACGGUUUUACAACAGGCAUGCGCAUGGCUCCAAUCAACACCGUUUGUGUCCCCAGUACCACAGUGGUUGGUGAUGGCUUGGACAACGAUUGUGACGGUCUGAUAGAUGAAGAAUUGUGUACGACGGCCAAUAAUGGAGCAGAUGAUGAUGGAGAUGGCUUGUUUGAUGAGGAUUGCGCCAAACCUGCCCCAGUUGACGGUAACUGGGCUGGCUGGGGGUCCUUUGGUGAUUGCUCAUUGACCUGCAUGGACUUCGGAAGCUCACAGACGGGAAUCAUGCAACGGACUAGGAAUUGUUCAGAUCCAGCUCCAGCGUAUGACGGUGCCCAGUGUGUAGGAGAUGGCACAGAGACUCAGUCCUGCACUACAACUACCUACUGUCCAAUACAUGGCGAAUAUGGACAAUGGGCGUCUUGGGGAGACUGUUCUGUGACAUGUGCAACAGGUAUCAAAAAUCGCACACGUGCAUGUGACUCACCCGCCCCUCAAUACGGCGGCGACAGUUGUGUAGGAGAUGAUUCUGAAGCGACGUCUUGUACACUUAACCCAUGCCCAAUUGAUGGAGGAUUCACCGACUGGUCACCGUGGGGCACCUGCACUGUCACGUGCGGAGGCGGCACACAGGACCGAACCCGUAGCUGUACCAACCCAGCUCCUGCCCACGGGGGUGCUAGCUGUAACGGGACAGAUUUCGAAAGCCAGGACUGUAACACGGCCGUUUGUAUCAUCGAUGGAGCAUGGGGAGCUUGGGGAUCAUACGGAGUGUGUACGGCUCAGUGUGGAGGGGGACAGCAGUCACGCUCACGAAGCUGCGACAAUCCACUUCCGGCCAAUGGCGGCCUCCAAUGUGUUGGAGACUCCAGCGAGUUUCAGACGUGCAACUCUGGUGCCUGUCCAAGCGCCUCCCCCGGCACCUAUGUGCAGAAUUGUCCAUCUGGAUGGUUUUCUUGUGCAAAUCCAUCGUCAAUCAGUUGCGUAGAAGAUUCCUUCAAGUGUGACUGUUCCUCGGACUGUGACGACGGAAGUGACGAAACAACAACGUAUGCCGGAUGUUCAGCUGCCGUUCUGCAGGCGUGUGCAGCAUCUGGUACCGGGGGAUCCGGAGCUGCAGAAGCCAUUACAAAGGUAUCUGCUGUCCUGCUGCUCCUCUGUGUCUUUGUGGCUGGCCAGGUUGCCUUCUAAAGAGCAAAAUGAAAGAAGAAUGGGCACAACAUGCAUGUAGGCUUGGUUUUAAAACGUGUUUAUUGAACGAACUUUCUCUUACACAUGUGCCCGCAUUGUCCUCUAUAUUAUUAUUAAUUUUAUCAUUUGAAUAUGUACAGUUUCUUUCGAUAUCAACAAUUAAAAAAUCAGACGUACACCCUUCCACGUUUAGGAGUCAUCGGACCCUGUCCCUUUUAAGAAACCAUUAAUUGUUCUACUGAUCAAAUUUUGUCUAUUGAAUUAGCAUCGUUGGCGAAAUUCAUCAACCGCAACGAUUGAAUAUACGGAAAUGUAGGGUUUUUAGGAUUUUAAAGUAAACAUUUAAAAUGUAUAUGUCUUUUGUUUGCAAGAGAUACAGAAUAGUGCUCCAAUUUUGUUGGAUUAAUCUUUUUCUGUUUAUUCUGAAGCUACGCAAAGAAUACUGACUUCCCAUCGUAUCAUAACAGUGUUGAGUGAAACGGUUGGCCGGUAUAUCUUGAUGUUUAUCUGGGUGAACAUGCAUAGAUAAAAAACAAUAACUAAAAUUAAAUACCAGAAUUUAACUGUAAUAAUGACGAGGUGUCCAUUCAGACAUGCGAUGAAGUACUAACUUAUCAUUUAAGAAAAUUUCUAUGACGUAGUUCACAAAAUAUUAUUUUGAGUAUUAGCACUAUAUUUAUGUUUAAUCUCUAUUGUACUCAUCACGCAGUACUCCUUUCAUCACUAGGCCUGAUAACCACAUUUUGAAUUUCAAGACAAUGUUCUUUACCUUUAUUUAUUCCAACGAUGUUUUCAUGUACAAUCUUAAUCUCAGUCGUGCUGUGAAAUAUAUUUAACAAUGACAAAGUGCUUUACAUUUAUUUACCAACCAUGUUGAUUAUUCUUUUUAUCAUUUAUUACAUUAAAAUAUUGUUUUCUAACCUGG
Molecule: messenger RNA, 3465 nt
Organism: Pecten maximus
Lineage: Eukaryota; Metazoa; Mollusca; Bivalvia; Pectinida; Pectinidae
Exons: 12
Coding region: 75-2540 (821 amino acids)
Molecular function (GO): protein binding
Source: RefSeq, a predicted model, not a curated record